UAAUUAAUGAAUAUGCACGACCCUGACGUCGCCCGGCCCCAUGCAUACAGCACGUACGUUCCCGCGCGCGAAUUUUCAACAUCUGAACAUGGCGAACAUGUACAUUUAUUAACAUGCUGAAUUAAAGAACAUGACACAGGCAGCAUGAGUGAAUUCAGGGUUCAUCAUCAAGUCAGCGAGCUCAUCAAGAUUCUUGGGCUUCCUGGAGGUGCAGGCCCAGAGCUCUAUGUUGACCUACUUUUGAAGAACAGAACGCCGUAUGUCACGACACAAGUGUCCGCUCACAGCGCCAAGCGCAAGAUAGCAGAAUUCACUCAGACACCUGUGGAGUUCCUCCAAAAAUAUGAUGAGUUGAAAUCCAAAAAUAAUCGAGAUCUGGAUGCUUUUGUCUACCUUCUCUCCAAGUUGUCUGAAGACAAAGACACGGUGGCUGUCUUGCAGCAAAAUGCCGUGGCUUUGCAGAUGCCCAUGGACAAAGUCGUUUUGCCUGCCUCUGGCUCCAAGAUGUCGGAGCAGGAGGUGUCUGAGUUGCGAAACCAGCUAUUAAGCGUGGCCAGCAGCGGAGCAACCAGCCAGGCAUCGGAAGUCUUCAAGAAAAUGAUGCGAGAGAAACAGUCCCGGAAGAACUUAUCUUUGAAACUCCCUGAGUUGUCCUCGUGGGUCCUCGAAAGGCCUAACCUGACAGGGGACUUUGUGACAAGUCCAGGGACAUCUGAGCCAGCUGUAGCUCUGGGGACGCUGCCCCUUGGGGUACAGGAAUUGGCUAUCGUCCAGGACCUCCUAAUGGUUAUGACUGGCACUGAAGGAAAGUACACCUUACUCCGUCCACCCCAGGACCAAUCCUUAGGCCGCACAUUUGUUGUUGACCAAUCGCUGGACAUCUCGUUGCGCGAGGUGGCCAAUCGAAUCCUUCCAGUCUGCACCAUGUACUCCGCCGUGGUGCGGUUCAUCGAAGACAAGUUAUCCUUUGAGUACGGCGUGGUCAACCACGCCCUGUGUGGGGCCAUGAAGACUCUAAUAAAAGAGUAUUCCAUCUUGACAGCACAGCUAGAGCAUCAGUUCAGACAGGGCCAGCUUCCACUGCAGCGAUUUUGGUUCUACAUCCAGCCCUGCAAACAGACCAUGGAAAUCUUGGCCUCCAUCGCCCAGGCCAUAGACCGUGGGGCAUCCACUGGGGGCGCUGUGCUCAGCUUACUUCAUGAAAGGACGGCCGCUAUGAUAGGUGACACGAGAGCCCAGAACCUUUGUCUGUUCUUGACGCAGUCGGCUUGUGCACCAUACUUUGAGAUUCUGGAGAAGUGGAUCUACAAAGGGAUAAUUAAGGAUCCUUACUGUGAGUUCAUGAUUGAGGAGCAUGAGGCCUUGCGCAAGGAGAAACUGCAGCAGGAAUACAAUGAUGCCUACUGGGAGCAGCACUACACAAUCUGCCGGGACAGGAUACCCGUCUUCCUGGAGGCGGUGGCCGACAAGAUCCUUCGGACAGGAAAAUACCUCAAUGUCAUCAGGGAAUGUGGUCGUGAUCCCAAAUGCCCUCAUGCGGAGGAGAUACUGUACACAUUGAAGGAGCGACAGUACGUUGAGCACAUUGAACGCGCCUAUCAGUAUGCAAGCAAGGUGUUACUAGAUCACAUUUUGGACGACAGAGAACUCAUGCCAAGGCUCAGGUCCAUCAAAAGAUACUUUUUGCUGGAGCAAGGAGAUUUCUUUGUCCAUCUGAUGGACAUCACCACGGAGGAGAUGAAGAAGCAAGUGGAUGAGAUCAUCCCAAGCAGACUGGAAUCACUGCUGGAGCUGGCCUUACGCACUAGCCAGGCUAAAUCGGACACGUUCAAAGAUGACCUCAGGGUGGCAUUGCUUCCCUAUGAUCUCAUCACGCAGUUGCUGAGAAUAAUAUCCAUCAAGUCGAGAGUUGAAAAAUCAAUCAUUCAGGAGAUUGACCCGACUGAAAUCCACAUCUCUUGUCUGGAGGCCUUCUCUUUUGAUUACGUUGUCCGCUGGCCCGAGUCACUCAUUCUCAGUAGAAAGGCUUUGACACGCUACCAGAUUCUCUUCAGACAUCUAUAUUACUGCAAGCACGUGGAAAGGAUCUUGUGCAACCUGUGGGUCUUGAAUAAGGCUGCUAAGCAGUACACCCUUCACUCCUCCAAGUGGUACGCUGCCGCCUUUGCUCUGCGUCAGAGAAUGCUUCACCUGGUCCAGAAUCUACAGUACUACAUGAUGUUUGAGGUCAUUGAACCCAACUGGCAGAUAAUGGAAACUAAACUGAAACAGGUGUCAACCAUUGAUGACGUGCUUGAUAUCCACACUGACUUUUUGAACAUGUGUCUGAAGGACUGUAUGCUGACAGACCCUGAAUUACUGAAGAUUGUCAGCAAACUCAUGCUGGUCUGUGUCACAUUUGCCAACUGCAUACAGCGGAUGACAGAGACAAUGAAUGUGGAAGGGGAGGCAAGUUUCCGCGUUGAUACAACGGAUGCCAAAACAAAAGACAAGGACAGAGCGGAGAGCAAGAAAUACAAGACUGCGACCAAGGUGGCGUCAGAGCAUGUGGACCAACUGAUUGGCAGCGAGGAGUUCGCCAGCACCAUCGACAACUUUGACAGCAACUUCUCCACCCUGUUGGUGGGCCUGCUGGACCAGCUGAGCCUGUUCAGCACCACAGACUGCGAGCACAACAUGACCAACAUCAUCCACAGGCUGGACUUCAACGGGUUUUACACGGAGGGAUUGGAGAGGGUUGCCGCUGAAAGGCGGAGCAAGGAAUACCAGGAGGAGGGACAGGACCAAGGGGCAUCAGGUAGUUCUCUGACCAGCGUCUCAAGUCUGUCGUCCAGGGCAAGAUCAGAUUCAGCAGGCGGCAGUCAGAAGCCAGGGGGUAAAGGAACGUAGCAGAGAAGAGAUGUCAGUACCAAUCCCCCCCCCCAAAAAAAAAAUGGACGAACAAAACCAUUAUGAAGGUGAUGCUGAUUGCUGAUCCACCAUGCUGGACAUUAUUCUCAGAGUUUUCAAUUUCCAAUAACUAAUGCAUACAUGUACAUGGACAAAUUUACUGAGCCAGAGUCCAAACGACUUCUUAAGAGUUUAAAUGAGCAGAAAAAGUUUCUUGGAACUGAGACUCGGCAACUAUUUGUACCAUUAGUUAUGCAGCCUCAUAUACAUGUAAUAGACCUUGAGAGUCCAAAACUAUAUGUCAAUCUAACUUCACACACACCCCCCCUCAGGGGGUUUGGACUUUUGACAUUUUUCUGAGAUAAACGAGUAGGCAUCGUUCACACACAUAAAAUUAGGUAGGGGCGCAGGCACUUUAGGGGAAAAAAGCAAAAAAGGGAUUUAUCUGAAUAUUUGUCAAUUUGGAUGGAAGCUUAAGUGAUAUAGUCUUGAAAAUUUCCAUUCACAUUUUGUGACUUCAUGGCCUAUGCAAAUGUAAGUAGGACUGUAAAUAUUUGUUGAUGCUCUUAACAUUUUUGUCCUUAAAGGGGCAAUCGUGACCUGGAUUUUUUUCUCUAGAUCAGUACAGCACUUUCCCUAGUUCUCCCAUGAAAUACAGUCUUUUCAGACUGUGUGACAAGUACAUGUAUGAAUGUCUUCCUAGUGAGCAGAAAAUUUACAGAAAUCUAAUUUUCAUGACAGCAGACAUUAAAAUGUAAUUGUUAUGUCAGGGGAUGUUAGUUUCAUAUUUGGUGUUCUACACUUUACCCAUGUACAUGUAUAGACACUGUACACAAAGUGUUGUCUGAAAGUUCGGAAAAACAACAAACAUCACAAGUUUACUCAGGUGAGACUCAAAACCCACGAUCAGCUUACUGGUGCAGACAUACCAGUAGACCACUGAGCUUGCCGGGGCCGAUUGGUCAGAUCACGUAACAUUAAGAUGUAAUUUUUUUGUGUUAGGGAGACAUUGAGUUUAGGUGUUUUGCACAAUUCAACUUGCUGGUUUUCGUUAUUGUUAGAGUUUUACUUGCCAGUACAUUUCUGUCUAUGUUUCCGUGAUGACUCGAUAAUACACCAAUCUUUGAUAACUGUGUAAUCAUAUUUACAAUUGAGAUACAUUCUAUGGAAUGAUUCAUGGAUGGAGUGCAAAUACAAGAUGCCUGCAACAAUUAUAUUACCUCUAUAUUGACAUUAUAAAGUCCUCAUGAAUGAAGCGUGCAUGAAACGACCAAAAAUGCAGCUGCCAGUCACCAAUGCCACCAAAUGGUUAAAUUUGGCCAUAAUCCCAAGCACAGUGGUGAGAAAACUAAGUACAUUCAUAUUCUGUAUUUUGCUAAAACCUUGGCUACUCUUUAAAGCUGAAAAUGUGAUAAACAUCAUUAAAAUCCUUUUCUUAUUACUUGACCUAAUAUCCAGUUUUCAUUAUAAGUAAAUUUACAAGCACGUUCAUGUAGGCAUCGCAGCAUAUCUGAUCUGAAUAAACUUUUGUGCAGUUUCUAGUAUGUUGUGUUUGCCCUAUUGCGUUUU
Acanthaster planci (crown-of-thorns starfish) is the source of this 4458-nucleotide messenger RNA. RefSeq names its product tubulin gamma complex associated protein 2 (gene tubgcp2). NCBI's taxonomy places the organism in Eukaryota, Metazoa, Echinodermata, Asteroidea, Valvatida, Acanthasteridae. Gene Ontology annotation, biological process: cytoplasmic microtubule organization; microtubule nucleation; mitotic cell cycle. Gene Ontology annotation, cellular component: spindle pole; microtubule organizing center; gamma-tubulin complex. The record is from RefSeq and is a predicted model, not a curated record. Gene Ontology annotation, molecular function: gamma-tubulin binding; microtubule minus-end binding.